CUGUUAUAUACAUGUACUAUGAGAUCAUUUGCGUAAGCAUAUGAUGGCUCACGCGGACAUCAAGCCAUUUGUGUGCGAUUGGCCCAACUGUUCAUAUAAAGCGGUUUCCAUGAGUUAUGUGACUAAUCAUAAAAAGACUCAUACGGGAGAGAAGAACUUCGAGUGCGGGUACAACGGCUGUAAUAAGCGGUUUGUGAAGUCCAGUCACGUGAACCGACACCAACAGAAAUGUCAUCCCGAAAUGAUGGGCCAAACCAUCAUUGACUCCAAUGAAGAGGUCGAGGUCUAUAACAUCAGUACAAUCGAGAUAUGAUUGUCUCUCACUCUUCGCUUUACUUUUAUUUGUUUCAAAUCAAAACUUAUAUAAUUGUAAUCGACUCUAGAAUAAUUGGCUUAAAUUUUAUUUAUCAAUCAAAAC
Messenger RNA from Oppiella nova, 418 nucleotides. The record is from the annotation of a GenBank genome assembly. NCBI's taxonomy places the organism in Eukaryota, Metazoa, Arthropoda, Arachnida, Sarcoptiformes, Oppiidae.